Messenger RNA from Osmia bicornis bicornis, 2909 nucleotides. It is a transcript of the gene Pex6, whose product is annotated as peroxisome assembly factor 2. Gene Ontology annotation, biological process: protein import into peroxisome matrix. Gene Ontology annotation, molecular function: ATP binding; ATP hydrolysis activity. The coding region runs from base 15 to 2435 and encodes 806 amino acids. Gene Ontology annotation, cellular component: peroxisomal membrane; cytosol. Lineage: Eukaryota; Metazoa; Arthropoda; Insecta; Hymenoptera; Megachilidae. The transcript is spliced from 6 exons. The record is from RefSeq and is a predicted model, not a curated record.
AAGAUAAAUUCAACAUGAAUUCUUUAUAUUUUUAUAUGAAUUUUUUCCGAGCAUUAACAGUAAUGUUAAUGAAACAUAACUUCAACUAUACGCUUUUUUAUAUAUUUGCACAUUACGUCGUUUUUAAAUUGAAAAUAUUAACUGACACAACAUUUAAUUGGAACAUUUUACCUAAUAAUGUUUUUAAGAACCUUUUGAAACAGUUUUAUAAUCAAGACAAUAAUUAUGUAGAUUGUAAUUCUUGUUUAUUAGCAAAUAUUAAGUACUUUAAAGUGUCUCUACCAACUUGGUUUUAUGUAUGUUCCAAAGUAACUGUAAAAAAAUAUAAAACGUUAAUUAUUCCCUCAAAUGAUACUUACGCAAACAAAAUAUUUGCAUCUGAAAUCAUGAAACAUAACAUAGAGAAUACGUUACAUUGUAACAUUGAAAAAUGCUUUUUACUACCAGUAAAAGAGAACACAAUUAACUUUGCUAAAGAAGCAAAAGUUUCUAUGAUUUCAAAUCCAUACGAGAUUACAGAUAACUUGACAAGUAUUCUAUUAGAAAAUUACUUUUCUGAACCUCGAUUUUUAAGAGAGAACGAUAUAUUUGGUAUUGAUGUAAAGGAACAUGUAUCGGAUCAGAUGUAUUUACACAUAAAUUAUUUAAUGUCUAUUAUAUAUUUCAAAGUUAAUACUAUUGUAACCAAGGAUAAAACUUGUACAAACGGUUGUUAUAUUUUACAAGGAGAAACAACGCUUAUUCAAGAACCUAAUGUGCAUAGUUAUCUACCUGAAAAAAGUUCCUACUACGAUGAAAGCAAAGAAAAGUUAAUUGAAUUAUAUCCAUUGGGUGUUGCUGCACCUUUGGAACACUUGGAACGUUGCAUCUUGCCUUUUAUUAAAUAUGAAAUUCAGUUACCCAUAAAACCAGUAUUUCUUGUUAAGGGCUCGCAGGGUUCAAACAAACGCAAAUUAAUACAAAUAUUAACUGAAAAAAUCGGUUUGAAUUGUCUAAAUGCCGACUUUGCGGAAGUUCAAGCUUUAACAUCAGCCCAAACAGAAGCCAAGCUACGUAUCGUAUUGCAUAAUGCAGAACAAUCAGUACCGUGUAUACUUUGUUUAAAUAACAUAGAGGUCUUUGGGAAAAAUGCUGAAGGUCAAAAAGAUGAAAGAAUAAUAUCAACAUUUUUGACUGAACUAAAUUCAUUGUACGAUAAACGGUUAAAAUAUCCAGUUAUUAUAGUCGCUACUACAAAUGAAUCUGAAAUAUCAUCAGAAUUGCAGAGAAUCUUUAUCGAAACUAUUCAUAUGGAUCAGCUGGAUCAAAAGCGAAGAACAGAUUUAAUUUCAUGGUUACUCGCUAAACGAGAUAUCAAGUAUCAAAUAAAUUUGUCCAAAGUAGCCGGUAUAUGUUCGGACUUAAGAUUUUUCGAUUUGUCAGCGCUAAUACUACACGCUGUAAAAUUUUAUUGUAAGAAUAACAGGGCGGAUGUAAAAUCACUCGUACUUGAAGAAGAACAUUUUGAUAAAGCUUAUGAGUAUGUUCAAUCGAUAUAUACCGACAGUAAAGGUGCGCCACGUGUACCAAAAGUUUAUUGGGAAGACAUCGGUGGCUUAGCGAGCUUAAAACAUGAAAUAAUGCGCAGGAUUCAGUUACCUUUAAUGAACGCUCUAGGUUUUGGUCAGUCUGGGUUACUUUUAUAUGGACCACCUGGUACCGGAAAAACGCUACUUGCCAAGGCUGUAGCUACGGAAUAUCAGCUUCACUUUUUAUCUAUCAAAGGUCCCGAGGUGUUGAACAUGUAUGUUGGUCAAAGUGAGAAAAAUGUUAGGCAAGUGUUUGAAAGAGCAAGAGCUGCAGCUCCAUGCAUAAUAUUUUUUGACGAACUCGACUCUUUGGCUCCCAAUCGUGGACGCAGCGGUGACAGCGGAGGUGUAAUGGACCGUGUCGUAUCUCAGUUGCUCGCUGAAAUGGAUGGGCUCGACUUUUCCAACAAUAUAUUCAUCAUAGGAGCUACAAAUAGGCCGGAUCUCAUAGACCCUGCACUUCUCAGACCUGGUCGUUUCGAUAAAUUAUUAUAUGUAGGGAUUCAUUCUGAUCGUGAAUCACAGCUUAAUGUAUUGAAAGCGUUAACUCGUAAAUUCAAAUUUCGCGAGAACGGAGAAGAAUUGACAAAACUAAUAGAUCAGUUACCUGAUCGGACAACUGGUGCAGAUUUGUAUUCCGUUUGCUCGAAUGCAUGGUUAAAUGCUGCACGUAAAGUCCUCCAUGAUGAACAUGAUAAUCAAAAUACAUUAACAGACAAGUCUGCUUCUAACGAGGCCGUGUUAAAUGAAUGUAUUGCCGUAGAAUUUGAAGAUUUGUUAAAGGCUGCACGCGAGUUGGUUCCUUCGGUUAGCAGAGAGGAAGCAGAUAGAUACAAGAGAAUGCAGAUGGAAUUAUCAUCGUCGUGAUAAUACUUAUCGAUGUUUUGAGAAGUAAAGCAUUAGGUUCAAACAAUGUUCAGUCUUAUAAACGAAGAUGUUAUUUUAUUCAGGGAAGUAUGUAAAACAAUUUUCACAGCGAAUAAUUAUAUCAUAAAUGAUAUCUCUAAUCUCUAUCCUAGAUAUUGCACCAAAUGGGGUUACUCUUAAUGCUAGCUGUGCGACGAAGAACGUAACGGUACCGAAAUUUCUCCUCGAUGACGGUGGAUUCUUUAAAACGUUCCUAUUGAAAACGUUUAAUUACAAUACAAUAUAAUUACAAUCAAAAUAUGGCAAUGUAGAAAAACGAGAUAGCUUUACUUUACUGACUUCUUAAUUGAUAUCGUAGAAUUUUAUUGCGAAGACUAAAGGUAUUCACUUUUCGUGGAUAUUGGAUGAUUACUUUCGUGCAAUCUCAGUUAAAAAAAAAAAAAAAAAAAAAAAAAAAAAAAAAAUUUCGCAAGG